This is a messenger RNA of Vigna umbellata (rice bean), 691 nucleotides long. Its product is annotated as multiprotein-bridging factor 1b. Gene Ontology annotation, molecular function: DNA binding. Lineage: Eukaryota; Viridiplantae; Streptophyta; Magnoliopsida; Fabales; Fabaceae. The record is from RefSeq and is a predicted model, not a curated record. Gene Ontology annotation, cellular component: nucleus.
AACCACUUCAAUCUUCUUCAAAUAAAACCCUAGACUCCUCAGAACCCAACGCAAGCAGAAGAAAAAGAACAACUCCUUCAGACAAACCAAACCAAACCUUUGAACCAUGUCAGGAGUCGGACCUCUGUCGCAGGAUUGGGAACCGGUGGUGCUUCGCAAGAAAGCCCCCACUUCCGCCGCCCGCAAGGAUGAGAAAGCCGUCAACGCCGCUCGCCGCACCGGCGCCGACAUCGACACCAUAAAAAAAUAUAAUGCUGGAACAAACAAAUCUGCUUCUAGUAGCACUUCAUUGAAUACUAAAAGGUUGGAUGAUGAUACCGAGAAUCUAGCUCACGAUCGGGUACCCACUGAACUCAAGAAAGCUAUAAUGCAGGCCCGGAUGGACAAGAAACUAACUCAGUCUCAGCUUGCUCAAUUGAUCAAUGAGAAGCCUCAAAUAAUCCAGGAGUACGAGUCGGGGAAGGCCAUUCCAAACCAGCAGAUAAUUGGCAAGUUGGAGAGAGCCCUUGGUGCCAAACUGCGUGGCAAGAAAUGAAGCUGCUAAUCUGACGGUUCUGUAUGUAGUUUAAGGCUUUUAUUUCACUGUCCAAGGUUGGUUGCAAGAGAGACUACUAGUGUGGCAACUUGAGUGUUUCACCUGCUUAAACAUGAUUAUGUAUUUGCAUAAAUAAAGAUGUAUUUCCAGCACAAA